Brachypodium distachyon (stiff brome) is the source of this 2172-nucleotide messenger RNA. RefSeq lists its product as uncharacterized. The transcript has 9 exons. Bases 224 to 1924 code for a protein of 566 amino acids. NCBI's taxonomy places the organism in Eukaryota, Viridiplantae, Streptophyta, Magnoliopsida, Poales, Poaceae. The record is from RefSeq and is a predicted model, not a curated record.
UGCGACCUCGGGAGUCGGGAGUGGCACACCAAUCGCAGCAAUUCCUCCUCCAAUUACAACCCGACUCCUCCUCUACCCCCAUAAAUCCUCGUCCAUCGCCGCCCCUCGGCCAACCCCCUUCCCAAAAGCCCUCUCAGCUCCCACACCCGAAACCCCGACGCAAGCGCCCAAUCCAGGCACCACGGGCGGCUCUCCGUCUUCGUCGGCCGGCAACGGCAAGGGCAUGCACCCCGUCGUCCCCGUGAACUUGUUCAAGGGGGACGCGAGCAUGACGGGGGAUCCGGUCCUGGAUGGCCUCGUGGAGGUGUUCCCGGAGGUUAACUUUUCAACACUGAUAGAAGUCGCCAUUUCAUUCAAGGGCGACAUUGAUGCUGCUGCAGAUUAUGUUAUCCAUAAUGUCCUCCAAAAUAUUAUCCCAGAUGACAAUAAUACAAACACAAAUGAAGAUUUAUACAUUCAUGGGCAAUAUCAGGUAUCUGGUGAUACAGACACAAAUAUAGUAAAUACUCCAGUGGGUAAUGACAGCCUUUCAGAAUCUGUACAGAUUGACACAACCAAUGAAUAUUCAGAUGAAAAUAGAGAAAGCACAGAACAACUGAUGCAAUUACCUGCUACAGCAUCGACAUCUGGUCAGGCCGGUCUACCUGAAGAAAGUAACACUGACUCUUUGGUUGCUAGUGCAGAGAACUCAGUUGUUGAUCAUGAAGUAACUCAUCCUCAAAACCAGCAGAAAGAAAUGAAUUUUUCUGACCACCUUAUUGGAGGUCAAGGUAAUGAAGAAAUAGAAUGCUCAUUUUCUGAGAUAAAACAGGGAUUGCCAAUUCCUGAAAAUAAAUUGAAGCUUAACCAUGAUGGUUUACCUGAUAUGAACAUGGGAUCAAGCUAUUCCUUUAGCCCCGAGUCCCUCGAUGAUGCAAUAUCCACUGAAAAUUACAAGAAGAAUACAUUGCUGUCAAAUGUUGCGGCAAUAAGUGAAAUGCUAGAGGAGGUUGAGCUUAGUGAAGCAGAAACAAAACACAUUGUAUCCGAAGCAAGCCAAGCUGGCAGUGAUAUUCUUGUAAAGGUGGCAAAGCUAAAAGCAUUGUCAACGCUUGCAGCGGAAGAGAACAAUGAGGUUGCAGCAGAGGUUCUUGCUGAAAAAUCUAUUCUAGCAUCAGAAGCGAAGGGGCUCCAGUUUCGGUUGUCCACCAUAUCUGAAGAACGAAACCGCUUCGUGUUUAUCAUUGACGAGAUGCACCAAACUCUUCAAAGAAGAUUUGAUUUAGCAGAAGCAGAUCGAGCAGCUGCUGAGGCAGAAAUAAUUGGAAGGGAGACAAUGACUCAACAGAUGCUAAAAGAACAGGAAGUCCUACUUGAUGCUGCAAAGGAAGAGUCCAAGAAGCUGAAGCAACAAGCACAGGAGAAUGCAAAGCUGAGGGAGCUACUGAUGGACAGAGGCCAUGUUGUGGAUGCACUGCAUGGGGAAAUGCUGGGAAUCUUCAACAACAUUGCACAGCUCCAGUACAGAGUCGAUAUGGGACUUCCUGUUGAAGAACCCCAGAAGCUAGCUUCAUCUAGCAUGUCCAGCUCAGUCGACUCAGCAACCUUUUACACUUACCAAUGUCCUGUCGAAGAACCAGCUCAACUUGCUUCGUCGAACUUGCCCAGCCCAGUCAAACCAGCACCUUCCAAACUAGCAUAUGUAGAUGAACCACUGGAACGAUCUUCAUUGAGCUUGGCCGGCUCAGUCGAUUCAGCACCUUCCAAACUGAUUUUUGUUGGUGGAUCACUGCCAAUCUUGUCGAGCUCUGUCAAGUCAGCAGCUUCCGAGAGCAGCUGGUCUUCUGCCACAGAGUCAAAUUCAAAUUUCAAUGGUGACGAGGAGAUUGAUGAUCUAGACGACAGCUGGGAUGUAGUUGAAGAAGACGAAAAAUGCCUUUGCUAGGCUUCGUAACGUAGUACUUGUUCAGUUGUUCUAAUCCAUGGUUGAUUUGUUUCAGAAGAGGAAUUUAGCAGUUGUCCUUACGACGGGAACUUGUUCCUGAUUCAUGUAUUUUUUUGGAGUAUGAUGAGUUGAUGACGAUGUAGGGUUAGCUAUUAGUCGAUAAGGUUGGAAAUUUUGUUUUUGUUUGAGUACAGCACUAUUCUUCUGGAGAUAUAAAUAUGUGGAACAAUACUUUUUGAUUUGACAUU